Messenger RNA from Phyllopteryx taeniolatus (common seadragon), 2324 nucleotides. RefSeq names its product fucosyltransferase 11 (alpha (1,3) fucosyltransferase) (gene pofut4). Lineage: Eukaryota; Metazoa; Chordata; Actinopteri; Syngnathiformes; Syngnathidae. Gene Ontology annotation, molecular function: alpha-(1->3)-fucosyltransferase activity. Gene Ontology annotation, cellular component: Golgi membrane. Bases 197 to 1690 code for a protein of 497 amino acids. The transcript is spliced from 5 exons. The record is from RefSeq and is a predicted model, not a curated record.
UACUGCUUUAGAGCGUAGAGGAAGAAUCCAGAAGUAGUGUUUUUUUUUUAAUUCCCUCCAGCUUCAUGUAUUCUUUGACCAAAGUGCAUCCUGUCAUCACAUAGCAACCACAACAUUACUUUAACCCAGUGUAUUAAAUUCCACUUUUGGAUACGUAAGAGGUCGGAACUUCUAUGCGUCUACAACGGUAACGAAGAUGGCGGGGAGAGGCAGGCUGGUGUCCUGUUUGUGUUUGGGUCUGUUUGGUGUCCUGUGUUGGGUGUGGGUAUCCUUUGCGUCCUUCCCUGAUGAACAGCGUAUCAUGGUGUCAUAUGAUACACUGGACCAAGGACCUUUUAAGCCCCAGAGUGCUCUCAGUGACAUUGAGCUUUCCCCAAUGAGUUCAUACCGUGGGCCUGGCAACCAAGACCAGCGUAGCAACAAGGAGCUGCCUAUUAUCCUGUGGUGGAGCGCAGGCUUAUUCCCACAUUUUCCUGGAGAUACUGAACGAAUUGACUGUGCCACCUCGUCCUGCCUGGCCACAAGUAACCGCAAGGUCCAGCUGUACAAAAGGACAGCAUCCAUCAUCUUCUAUGGAACGGACUUCCGCGCCUACGAAGCACCGCUCCCUCGUCUCCACCACCAGACGUGGUGUCUUUUCCAUGAAGAGUCCCCCAUGAAUAACUACCUCCUAUCUCACGGCCCGGGCAUCAGGCUGUUCAACUACACUGCUACGUUUCGCCGGGAGUCUGACUACCCUUUGACGCUGCAGUGGCUGCCAUCUCUGAGCUACCUGCUGGAGCCUACAGUGGUUUCUCUCAAGGAGAAGAACCGGCUGAGGCGGGAGGGCUUUGCCCCCGUACUCUACAUGCAAUCUCACUGUGACGUGCCCUCUGAUAGAGACAGAUACGUCAGAGAACUCAUGAAGUACAUUGAGGUGGAUUCUUACGGUAAAUGUCUGAACAACAAAGCUCUGCCUGCACAUCUAGAAGACACAUCCACGGCCACAGGCGAGGAGGCCUCCUUCAUGAGAUUUGUCGGCCGCUACAAGUUCCACCUGGCGCUGGAGAACGGCCGCUGCCAAGACUACAUGACUGAAAAGCUAUGGCGGCCCCUCCACCAGGGCUGUGUUCCUGUGUACCGGGGCUCUCCUGUGGUGGCAGACUGGAUGCCCAACAACCACUCCGUCAUCAUAAUCGAUGACUUCCCCUCACCUAAAGCUCUCGCCAGCUUCCUCAAAUUUCUAGACGAGAACGACAAUGAAUAUGCCAAAUAUUUGGCAUUCAAAAACAUCCACAGUGUCACUAACACUCAUUUGCUGGAGGCUCUUGAGACCCGCGAAUGGGGGGUCAACGACAUGAGCAAACCCAACUACUUGAAUGGAUUUGAGUGCUAUGUGUGUGACCGUGAGAAUGCACGGCUGGCUGCAGAGCGAGCCAGUAGAAAAGCUCCUGAGAUAAACCUGCCUCCAAAACCAAAGAUGGCCACCAACGCUCACAUGGGAUGCCCUCUUCCCAGCCCGGGGUACGGAGAAGUCCAAGACCUGCCUGCAGAUGACGGAUGGUUGCAAAUGUGGCCUCAGGACUACUGGCAGAGCCUGGACCAAGCUGAGGGGCUGGAGGCUCUGAUAAGGACAAACGAGUCGGAUCCUGCACUGUUGUGGAAGCACAUCCAAAGAAUCACCGUGAGGCGAGCCAGAGGCAAACAUUGAUGGCGGCCUUAAACAGGCCAAGGAGGAUGGAAGACAUCCAAGAGUCCAGAUGUGCUCCACAGAAUGCAGAAACUUUUUUUUUUUUUUUUUUUUUCUAAUGAGGGAAUGAAGCACAUGCCUUAUUUGCACCUGCGCACAAAACUCCUGUUCUCCAAUGGGCAGUUCAAUUGAUUUUGGUAUUUUUUUAAGACACAUACUUCAAGUUCAAUAAUGUUAAGGUGCUGGGCAUUAACUUUAAAUUGUCUCCAGCACAGUUAGUCCAUAGGGGCACAUUGUCAUUCUGGGGGGGGGGCAUGUUUGCAUUGGAGUGAUGCCAAGUGAGCCCUGCCCAACUGUGUGUGAGGACAAUCAGGACAGAAGCCACUGGACGUAAUUAGCGCCCCCACCACCUCCCUUUUUUUUUUUAGUAGCCUGAUGGUUUGCUAUACACGUUUUAUGUGACAAUGCAAAGAAAAAAUGUUACUUAGCUGAUAUUUUAACAGUUUGUCACCAAUUUUAUGACAUGGUGCAAUGAUAUGUGAAAUACAUUUUUUUUAUCAAGCUUUUUGUACAUGCAAAAUGAGCACACUAUAUGUUUUUAUACCUGUAUAAAUGUUUUAUUUUUUGAACAAGUAUCAGUAAACCAGUGAACAGA